GGCAGGAAAUCUGGUUGGUGCCUCCCCUUUUCCUGGGGACGGCCCUGUUAGAGUUUCAGUUACAUUUCACUCCACUCUUCUCUGUGGCAGUCAGGCCAAGUGCAUCCUGACCAUAUCUGUGUCUGGCCUGUCUUCACUCUUCCCCAGGGAGCCACAACAUUUCCGUGGUCUCUGAAGGUCUGUUGAGAGUUUCUGGAACAAAGAGUUUGAAAACUUCAGAGGAAAAACUGCUUUGGGAUCUGUGAGCAAGAGACACAAGCCAGGAUAGUGAGCAGCAGGGGCAACAGCUAUGGCAUCAAACAUCUUAGUGAGCAUCCAGGAGGAGGUGACCUGCCCCAUCUGCCUGGACCUCUUGAAAGAGCCCCUAAGCCUAGACUGUGGCCACAGCUUCUGCCGAGCCUGCAUCACUACAAACAACAAGGAGUCCACGGCAACCCAGGAAGAGAAGAGCAGCUGCCCCGUGUGCAGAAUCAGUUACGAGCCUGGGCACCUGCGACCUAAUCGGCAUCUGGCCAACAUAGUGGAGCAGCUCAGAGGAGUCAAGAUGAGCCCAGAGGGGGAGCAGAAGAAAGAGCUCUGUGUGCGCCAUGGAGAGAAACUCCUGCUCUUCUGUAAGCAGGAUGGGCAAGUCAUUUGCUGGCUUUGUGAGCGGUCUCAGGAGCACCGUGGUCACCAGACCUUCCUCAUUGAGGAGAUUGUCCAGGAGUACCAGGAGAAGCUCCAGAGAACCCUGGAGCAGAUGAGGGAGAAGCUGCAGAAAGCUGGACAUUUGGAAGCUCAAGUCACAGAAAGGAGAAUUUCCUGGAAGACUCAUAUACAAAGUGAGAGACAAGGUGUCCAGGCCGAUUUUGCAGAACUGAGAGGUCUCGUGGACUCGGCAGAGCAGAAGGAGCUGCAAAAACUGAAUAAGGAGGAAGAAGUCAUUCUCCAUAAACUGGCAGAGGAUGAGAGUGAGCUCGUUCAGCAGAGCCAGUUGAUAUCAGUUCUCAUCUCAGAUCUGGAGCAUCGAUUGGAAGUGUCAGACAUAGACAUGCUGCAGGAUGUGACUGACAUCAUGCAAAGGUGUUGGGAUUUCACUCUGAAGGAGCCAAAAACUUUUCCCAAACAACCAAGACGUUUGUGCCAUGCUCCGGAUCUCAGAGGGAUACUGCGAGGGCUUGCUGACCUGGCGAGUGUGCGAUGCUACUGGGUUGAUGUCACCUUGAAUCGGACCAUCAGUGAACACCACGUUGAAAUUUCUCUAAAUAAGAAACAAGUGAGAUAUUUGUUUGAGAACUUUGGAGUUAGACAUGUGAAUUGCUAUUAUGAUUAUUCUGUCGUGGGAUCACCACUUUUCACAAAUGGGAAGCAUUACUGGGAGGUAGAUGUAUCCAAAAAAAUUUCCUGGAUCCUGGGGGUGUGUGGGGAAAACCAUUAUCAAGCACGCGCACGGCAGUUUGCCGCGAGAGUUGAUAAACACACUUUUGUACCAGAUUUUUAUGGUGGAUUACAGCCUGCGUAUUCCAUAUGGGCUAUAGGGUUAUUGAAUGGAUCAAGGUAUCGUGCUUAUGAUGAGGACACUCACUCCAAGAAACCCAAGAUCUUGUCUCUUUCCAUGACCGUCCCUCCCAGUCGUGUUGGGGUUUUCCUUGACUAUGAGGUGGGCACUGUCUCCUUUUACAACAUCACAAACCAUGGGUCACGCAUCUAUGAAUACUCCAAGUGUUGCUUUCCUAAGAGAAUUCUUCCAUAUUUGAAUCCUCUGAAUUGUGAAUUCCCCAUGACUAUUUGUGAACCAGGCCCUUGAGCUUCUUGAUCCUCAUGCACUUCCCUGGAGUGCCUUUUGCCUUGGGGGCAUCUAAGGCGCUGAGCUUAUUUCCAACAUUCUGCCACCUUUUCCUUGCUGCCUCCUUUCUUUUGCAUUUUGACAUCCUUUAUUAAUCAACAGGGUGUAUCACUUGCCUUGUGUCAGAUUUUUUCUAAAUAUCAUGCACAUUAAGAGAGGCUCUUAAUUUAUCAUUUCUAUUCUCCUGAGGAAACAUCAGGCCUCCUGCCCUCUGUCAAGUGUUUGCGAUCUCAUUUUCUCUGCCACUGACUGAGAAAAUGAAGGUGUUAAGUAGUAAAUAUCAUAAACGAUAGGUGCUAAGAGAGGAAGUGGUGUCCAGAGUGUUUUUUUUUUCUAUUUUUUUUAAAGAUUUAUUUAUUUAUACAUGAACCGGGGUAUAGGCCAAAUGCAUGGGAGGGUGAGAGGAUUCACCAGAGACAGACUGGGGAACAGAACAGGCAGGCUGACUGAAAUACACUGCUGAGGGGAGCAGCGGGCGAGUCAGGAGAGGUCUGCUGCGCCAUGUGGGAUUCUCACCCCCUGGCCGCAAUUGAACCAGCGCUGCAGGGUUUGCGGACAGCUUUACAGUGCGGCACUCAACAGCCUGCGCCACCAGGAAGGCCCUCAGGGUAUGUAAAUUCAAGUCUUGUCACUGCACAUACCAGCAGUUUAACCUGGAAUAAAUAAUUAAAUAUUGUAUAAAUUUUCUUCAUUUUUAUUUUUUUUUAUUAUAUACAUUUUUUACAUCAUUUGUCAUUUUUGCACAAUGUGUGCAUUUUCAUCUUGGUUAUAGUCCCCAUACAAUUCCCACCCCCCUUGUUUUGAUCCUACUUCCUCCACUCCCCCCCCUCCCCAGUGUGUCUCUGGUUUAUACUUGCUUCUUGAUUUUUCUUAAGCUAAUACUAGUCAAAAAAACCACAACUGCCCCACAUUGUGAGAAAUGAAAUUGCUACAUAAUGUGAUCUUUGUAAAAAUGGAGGUUUUGUGUGCCCUGCCUCGCCUAUUAAAGGGCAGAGCUAGUGGGGAGGAGAAGCUGAAGACAACUGGGAGGAGAUCCCCAGAGGGGAGACUGGAGGAAGCUUGUGGAGCAGAGACACAUGAAGAAGGAGGCCUGCUCGCUUCUCAGCUUUGGACUUGCACCGUGGACUUGGGGGACACAGAAGGGCCCGUGGAAUCUGAGACAUGGAGAGACACUUGGGAGAGGGAUGGUGGGUGGAGGUUGGCAAUGGCAGCCAUUACCUUGAUUUGUACCUUAUUUUGCAGUUUUUCUUCCAGACUUGCUUGCCACCUGAUGCCUAUUUUCUGUGGUUCCUUGCCAGAAGGUGCCUUAGACUGGUGGCAAGCUUUGGGCUUCAGUGGCCUGCUUUGGGCCAAUCCUGUUUGACUGGACUCUUACCUUCAAGGAUUGAAUAACUUGGGAUGUUUUAUUGGAAACUGUUAACCUUUUCAUCUUCCUAUGCACAGUAUCCUAUUCUUUCAUGCUAAGAAUAUGUAUUGGUUUUCUUUCAACAGGGUUACUCUAGUUUUGUUUUAAGAAAUAGGACUUGAUUAAAUAUUACAUGGUCUUUGAACUUUAGCUAAAUAUGAAAUAAAUGGUUCUGUAUAGCCCGAGGUUCUUAAGUUUUUCAUUU
This is a messenger RNA of Talpa occidentalis (Iberian mole), 3435 nucleotides long. Its product is annotated as E3 ubiquitin-protein ligase TRIM34-like. The transcript is spliced from 8 exons. Gene Ontology annotation, molecular function: protein binding; zinc ion binding. The record is from RefSeq and is a predicted model, not a curated record. The coding region runs from base 290 to 1786 and encodes 498 amino acids. Lineage: Eukaryota; Metazoa; Chordata; Mammalia; Eulipotyphla; Talpidae.